Schistocerca americana (American grasshopper) is the source of this 1141-nucleotide messenger RNA. Its product is annotated as microsomal glutathione S-transferase 1-like. The coding region runs from base 28 to 513 and encodes 161 amino acids. The record is from RefSeq and is a predicted model, not a curated record. NCBI's taxonomy places the organism in Eukaryota, Metazoa, Arthropoda, Insecta, Orthoptera, Acrididae. The transcript has 3 exons. Gene Ontology annotation, cellular component: membrane.
ACUUGCAGCCGCGCAGAAGCGAGCAGCAUGUCGUUCGAGUCGGAGCUGCGUGGCGCCGCGGCCGCCGCCACCACCGCCCUGGUAGUGGCCAACCCCGUGCUCAGGGACUAUGCCUACUACAGCGCGCUGCUCGGGUUCAAGGUGCUCGCCAUGGGGCCGCUCACGGCGCGCCAGCGCUUCCGCAAGAAGGUGUUCGUAAAUCCUGAAGAUUCAAAGUUUUUUGAUGGUUCCUUAAAACAGGAUGAUCCAGAUGUGGAAAGAGUUCGCAGGGCCCAUCGCAAUGAUCUAGAAAACAUCCCUGUUUUCAUGUUGAUUGGUGGUUUGUAUACACUGACUAAUCCAGAUCGAGAAUUGGCACUAAAUCUGUACCGUGGAUACUUUGCUUUCCGACUUGCACACACUAUUGUGUAUGCAGUGUAUCCAGUCCCACAGCCGGCAAGAGCACUUUGCCAUUUUGGAGCACUGUCGAUUUGUGUCUUUAUGGGAUUUAAGGUUUUAAAGUUUUUCUAUUAAGACAGAUUGUUUGAUUAAAGAAACACAAUCAUUAGCUCAUACUUCCAGCAUCUUUGUGUUACAUGAAAAACGUGUACUAUUAUUCCAAAUUAACAAUGUUUACUUACUUAUUAACUUAGUGUUUCACAUUUGAACCUAUUUUGCUGUAGUUUGGAUUAUUACAAUCUGUCAGUAAAUUUAGCAGUUUUUCUACUUUUUUACAGACAUUAUAAGUAAACAAAUAUGAAUCAUAUUUUGGAAAUGCAAUAUAUAUUUUUAAGAUUUGAAUGAUUACAAAACUGAGCUACUUUAAGUUUCAUUAAUAAAUUCAUUCUUUUGUACACACAUUUAAGCUUUGUAAGUAUAGUUGACAAUAAAGUUCCAAAAGAUUUGUUGUUAGGGAAUGACUUUAACAAUGGACUCACUUCACUACUGUAUUCAAAUGACUCAUAGCAUAUUUGUAAACAUUCUCCUCUGUAAUGGCUCAAUAGAGUAUGAAAUAUGAAUAAAUGUGGGUGUGGAAUGGACAGGAAACACAUCACUGGGCUCUGCCAGCUAUCACAAGUUAAUUUUAUAUGCUGAAUUCCUUACAAGUGUUCAUUAACAAAAAGUUCUGUUGGUGCAAUAAAACUUGGCUUUUUUCCUAUAA